This is a messenger RNA of Thlaspi arvense, 455 nucleotides long. NCBI's taxonomy places the organism in Eukaryota, Viridiplantae, Streptophyta, Magnoliopsida, Brassicales, Brassicaceae. The record is from the annotation of a GenBank genome assembly.
CUCUUCAGUAGAAAUUUAAAAUCAAAUAAAGCAAAAUAAAGGUUAUUUGAAUACCCUUUGAAAUCCACAUAAUUACAUAUAUGUCCCUAGUCACUUUAUUCUAUUUCACUCUCUCCCUCACUUUCCCCUCUUUUAGGGUUCUACACUCCCACAAACGAUCGAUUCCUGAUUCUUCUCCAGUUCUCUUUCCCUUCUCCGUUUCCUUUGUUAGGGUUUUAGCUUAAGAGAUGGGUCAGAUCCAAUACUCCGAUAAAUACUUCGAUGAUACUUUUGAAUACAGACACGUCGUACUUCCUCCUGAAGUUGCUAACCUUCUACCUAAGAAUUGUGUUCUCUCCGAAGAGUGCAGCAAAGCCGUGGAUGGGUUCAUUACGCGGUUCAUAAUGCUCUUCAGGAGGACUCUUAAUUACCAGCAGCAGCAGGAGAAUCAAGCUCAGAACUUGGUCGCUAAGUGA